Messenger RNA from Parnassius apollo (apollo), 258 nucleotides. NCBI's taxonomy places the organism in Eukaryota, Metazoa, Arthropoda, Insecta, Lepidoptera, Papilionidae. The record is from the annotation of a GenBank genome assembly.
AUGAGAAAUUAUUUCUACGGUAAAAACAGAUACAAAUGGAGCAAGACACCUCCACAUCCGUCUCGUAUUCGACAGCACAACAUCAUCGAAGAGUGCGCUGGUUUGAAAGGACCUGCCCUUAGUAAAAACGAAAUGUCACUAGUAGAAACUUGGGAACUUUUGAUUACCGACGACAUUAUCCAAGCUAUAGUAUUGUAUACUAAUCAAAAACUAGAAGCUAAAUAUAUUCCACCAUUGGUGCGGCCCUACUACGCCUAA